AUGGCCAACAACCAAACAUUGAGGGAGCUGGCUGCCCCGGAGCUGACUCACCAGCCCUUAUGCAUCACAUUCCCCGCUUUGGCUGAGAAUACCGCUUUCGAAUUGAAGUCGGGGUUGAUUCAACUCUUACCCUCUUUCCAUGGUCUCUCUGGCGAAGAACCCCACAAGCACGUAAAGGAGUUCGAGGUGGUCUGCUCUAGUAUGAAACCUCCUGGGGUCACUGAAGAGCAAAUUAGACUGAGAGCCUUCCCGUUCUCUCUCAAAGAUGCAGCUAAAGAUUGGCUGUACUACCUACCAGCAGGUAGUAUUACCACAUGGGCGCAGCUGAAAAAGAAAUUCUUGGAAAAAUUCUUCCCUGCAUCCCGGGCUGCGAGUUUGAGGAAGGAGAUCUGCGGCAUUAAACAAUAUCCCGGUGAGUCCUUGUAUGAAUACUGGGAUAGGUUUAACAAGUUGUGCACUAGAUGCCCGCAGCAUCAAAUUAGUGAACAACUGUUAAUCCAAUACUUCUAUGAAGGGCUCCAAUCAACAGAUAGGAGUAUCAUUGAUGCUGCGAGUGGGGGAGCACUUGCAAACAAGACACCGAGGGAAGCGUGGGAGCUCAUCGAAGCCAUGGCAGAGAACUCCCAGCAAUUUGGUUUACGUGAGAGCAACCCUCCUCGUAGAGUCAAUGAGGUAGAGACUUCAUCCAUACAGCAGCAACUGUCAGAAUUGACGUCUGUUGUUAGGCAAUUAGCCAUGAGAGACACGCCGCGAGCAAAGGUGUGUGGAAUCUGUACUAGCAUGGACCACCCCACUGACUCAUGCCCUAUGUUGCAAGAGGAUGGAGCUGAACAAGUGAACAUGGCUGGAGGCGUGCCCGCGCCUCAAAGACCGUACGACCCAUACUCUAACACGUACAACCCUGGUUGGAGAGAUCAUCCCAAUUUCAGCUAUGGUAGUAGGCCACAAAAUGCAUUCUCCAAUCGGCCUCCAGGUUUUCAGCAACCUUGGCAACAUAAGUCUCAACCCUCGUCCUCAAGCUCAGGGAGUUCUUUGGAAGAAAUUGUCAAGAGUUUGGCCACGACUACCACUCAACUCGUCGCGACCACCACUCAGCUCCAGCAGGAGACUAGGUCCUUAGUUGCAAGUACUACUCAGUUCCAACAUGACACCAAAGCAGGCAUGAAGGACAUGGAGACUCGUAUGAGUCAAAUGGCAACUGCCAUUAAUCGUCUGGAGUCCCACGUCUAUGGAAAAUUGCCAUCGCAACCUGAGAUAAACCCCAGAAAUGUAAGUGCCAUGACAUUAAGGAGUGGCAAGGAAGUGGAGGGGCCGAAGGUCACAAACUCAAAGAGUAAAAGUGAAGACGAGAUCGAGCAGGAGAUAGAGGAAGGAGGACACAUUCGUGGAGGUCCUGAGGUACCCAAGUACGCAAAGUUCUUGAAAGAUUUGUGCGUUAACAAAAGAAAGCUAAGGGGUGAUGAAAGAGUGAUGGUGGGAGAGAAUGUAUCAGCUGUACUUCAGAGGAAACUCCCACCCAAAUGUGGAGAUCCAGGUUCGGCACCACUCUUGAGCAAUGCUUCAGCUUCCAAUAAAUUCACGGCAGACUCCUUUGCUGCUGCUACUGCAACUGGUGCAAUAGCCAGUAUCAUGAGAAGAACAACUCCGCUGCAUACAACAUCCAUCGAUGCUCUUUUACCAUGA
Messenger RNA from Coffea eugenioides, 1683 nucleotides. RefSeq lists its product as uncharacterized. The coding region runs from base 1 to 1683 and encodes 560 amino acids. The record is from RefSeq and is a predicted model, not a curated record. The transcript has 3 exons. NCBI's taxonomy places the organism in Eukaryota, Viridiplantae, Streptophyta, Magnoliopsida, Gentianales, Rubiaceae.